Molecule: messenger RNA, 975 nt
Organism: Aureobasidium subglaciale EXF-2481
Lineage: Eukaryota; Fungi; Ascomycota; Dothideomycetes; Dothideales; Saccotheciaceae
Exons: 2
Coding region: 1-975 (324 amino acids)
Biological process (GO): hydrogen peroxide catabolic process; response to hydrogen peroxide
Cellular component (GO): cytoplasm; peroxisome; mitochondrion
Molecular function (GO): heme binding; catalase activity
Source: RefSeq, a predicted model, not a curated record
AUGCCUCUUCCCGAUGACAAGAAGAUUGUCAAGCUCUCUGAUGAGCUUGUCGAGACCAUGCGCGCGACUUUUGACACACCCAAAAACUAUCGACCAGUGCACGCGAAAGGUCAGCUCGUCAGGGGCUACUUCACACCUCACAAGGACGCCUCGAAACUGUCAAAAGCGCCUAUUUUCAAGCAAGAAUCUACACCCUUGAUUAUGCGUUACAGCACAGACACAGGCUUCAAGAAUCUCCCCGACAAUGGUGACAACGCCUCUCGUGGCUUCGCCAUCAGAUUCGUACUUUCGGACGAUGGACACACUCAUUACGACAUCAUCACCAACAACGCCUUUGGUUUCGUCGUCAGUACAGGAGAAGGCUUCUUAGAUCAGUUCAAAGCCAUGAGAGAUGACAAGAUGGAGGAGUUCCUCGACAAGUAUCCUCAUGCGAGAUAUUUCAUGGAGAAUCAAUCUCCAGCACAUGCAUACUCUUUCGCAACCGAGCAGUGGCACUCCAUCCACGCCUACAAGUUCGUCAACGAUGAAGGUAAGGAGAGAUAUUUCCGCUGGAGAAUCGUGCCAUGGCAGGGUGUCAUGAAGCACAGUAAAGCCGAUGCCGCAAAGCAAGGCAAGAACUACCAAUUCGAUGAUCUCGAGAACAGACUUUCGAACAACAAACCCAUCAAGUACAGACUUAUGGCGCAAUUGGCAGAAGACGGUGACGAGGUCAACGAUUCGACAAAGGUGUGGCCAGAGACGAAUGAGUUUGCCGAGAUGGGCGAGAUUGUCAUUGAUCGUCUUUGGAAAAUGGAUGAGGGCGAGCCUGCAGGUCGUGAACAGAAGAAGAUCAUCUAUGAUCCUAUACCCAGAUACAUGGAGGGUGUAGAGGUCAGUGAUGAUCCCCUGCUGGAAGUCAGGACUGCUGUCUACUUGAUCAGCGGAAGAAUCCGGAGGGAGCAUCUCGAUGAGGAGGUUCAGCAAGCAGUGAGGUAG